Molecule: messenger RNA, 1581 nt
Organism: Arthroderma uncinatum
Lineage: Eukaryota; Fungi; Ascomycota; Eurotiomycetes; Onygenales; Arthrodermataceae
Product: threonyl-tRNA synthetase
Exons: 1
Coding region: 1-1581 (526 amino acids)
Biological process (GO): threonyl-tRNA aminoacylation
Cellular component (GO): cytoplasm
Molecular function (GO): ATP binding; threonine-tRNA ligase activity
Source: RefSeq, a predicted model, not a curated record
AUGAGACGGUUUCAUUUGGUUGCCCAGAGAUGGGGCAGCCGGCCGUCUGUCUAUCGGGCUGCUCGACAACAGUCGGUCUUUACGACUCUCCAUAGCAGAUACUGUUCUUGCUCUGCGCCGUCAGAAAAGUCGACCCCUAAUAUCAAACAAACUUCUGCAGCUCCAGCAGACCACAGGGCCCUCGGAACAGCCCAGGAACUCUUCACCAACUCCAUCUAUAGCCCCGGAUCGCCGCUCUUCCGCCCCAAUGGCACCCACAUCCUCAACAAGCUCAUCUCCUUUCUCCGGGCGCAAUACAAGCAAUACGGCUUCCGCGAAGUCCUCACGCCGAAUAUCUAUAAACAAUCUCUCUGGGAGGUAUCAGGACAUUGGCAAAAUUAUAAAGAUGAUAUGUAUGAGGUGGCUGGCCGUGGGAAUACAGGCGAAGUUGAAGGGUCUGCCGCGGGGGAGGACGAGACAUAUGGGUUAAAACCAAUGAACUGCCCAGGCCACUGCCUUUUGUUUAAAUCUCAGAAACACUCGUAUCGGGAACUCCCUGUCCGAUAUGCGGAUUUUAGCCCUCUUCACAGGAAUGAGGUUUCCGGUUCGUUGUCGGGGCUCACUCGAGUGAGGAGGUUCCAUCAGGAUGAUGGACAUAUAUUUUGUCGUCCAUCGCAAAUUGGAAGUGAGAUACAGUUGGCGCUAAAAUUUGCGGAUACUGUCCUCCAAACGUUCGGACUUGCGGAUGGAUAUAGACUUGUUCUCUCUACGAGGCCGGAGAAGGACUUCAUCGGCAGCUUGGAGCUAUGGGAGACUGCAGAGCAGCAGCUCCGACAGGCGUUGGAUAACAGCGGUCUAAGCUGGGAACUUAAUGAGGGAGAUGGCGCGUUUUAUGGGCCAAAGAUUGAUUUACAGAUUCAGGAUUCCCACGGGAAAUAUCACCAGCUAUCUACUAUACAGUUGGAUAUGAACUUACCACGGAGAUUUGAGUUGGAGUAUCUGGUCCCCGAAGGCUCAGAGGAGUACGAUCCAGCUACUGGUGGGAUAGCGACCCCUGUUUUGAUCCAUAGGGCGAUAUUCGGCUCGCUAGAGCGGUUUUUUGCACUCUUGAUCGAACGAUACAAUGGUCAAUGGCCAUUCUGGCUCUCACCUCGCCAGUCAAUUCUUGUCACUGUCGGAGGAGAUGAGCAGCUCACACGAGCUGCAGAGGACGUUGUGGCUAAAAUAUCCGGAUACCAACCCAUCACUUCCCACCGGCCUGCAGAAAGCAAUCUCCCUCUAUCACCGCUACAGCCGACAUUCAACGUCGACCUCGACCCGUCAAAUAGAUCCCUAGCCAAAAAACUGCGCGAAGCAUAUACUGCGAAAUACAACCUCGUCUUCAUCAUGGGCCCCAAAAACGUCGCUGAAGGGUCGAUUGAUAUCGACUUGUUCGGUCAAGUUAACGGCAAGAGUGAAGAGGAAAUCAAGGCGUUGUUGCACGGCAUACCAUGCUGGAACGUGUCCGUCUCGACGUCCGGUGAAAGGACCAAGGCACAGAUAAGGAUGAAGGUCGAUGACGUACAUGCCUGGCUUGUCGAGCUGGAGAGAAGGUUCCUAUGA